Messenger RNA from Fusarium odoratissimum NRRL 54006, 1644 nucleotides. RefSeq lists its product as uncharacterized. The transcript has a single exon. NCBI's taxonomy places the organism in Eukaryota, Fungi, Ascomycota, Sordariomycetes, Hypocreales, Nectriaceae. The annotation marks the transcript as partial. Gene Ontology annotation, biological process: protein import into nucleus; ribosomal large subunit biogenesis. The record is from RefSeq and is a predicted model, not a curated record.
GAUGACUGAGAUGCUCCUCUCCAAGGACCUCGAAUUUCAAAAACGGUCAAAGCCCGAACAAGCUACAAUUCUCAGCAUUGCUUCGUCACUAAUUUCUCUCCUUACUGCUCUCGCAGAAGCUCAAGACGAUAUCCUUGAGGCCAUCUCCCGCAACACCACCAUCACUCGCUUCCUCUUGCUACUCACUUCAGAUGAGCUCGCCAGCAGCCCCGAUAUUGUCUCACUAAGAAGUGAUGCUCUGGCUUGUCUCAUGAUCCUCUGUGAAGAUAACGAAGAGCUAUCUGACAAGGUCGUCAACUCCAAGGAGUACCGCACUUAUGGGACUUUGCUGUCCCUGCGCAAGACCGCCAACAGCGAUGGCGUCCUUGCAUGUGGUGUCCUCCACAACCUCUUUUCCUCUCUCGACGGUCAGGACAUCGCUCUUGGAGCCGACAACUCACUUCUCAUCCCCACCCUUUCACAGGCUCUCAAGACAUUUGAGCCAGGCCAAAUGACCGAUGCUGUGGGCUGGGCCAACCCCGUCGAGUAUCAGCAGCUCGCCCUUGAGAUUUUAGCUUCUAUUGGAACAACAUUGAACACAUCAGCUGAAGCCGAACCCCAGAAGGAGGAGAAGCCCGAGGUCAAGGAUGAUGAAGAGAUGGGUGAUGCAGACGAAGAGAUCUCUGACGGCGAGGAGGAGGGAGGCGAGGAAGAUGAUGACGAGAUGGACGACGAUGAGCUGGAAGCCGACAUGGAGAUGGUUACCGGUGCGGACAGAAACGAGGAAGACAGCAACAUCGAUGAUCUUCCCAUCCUCAAGACUCUCAUUGACAACGCCCUUCCUGAGCUCAUCCGCAUAGCAUCCCUCUCCCCCACCGAUGACGUUUCCCUUCGCCUGCAAGGCCACGCCCUCUCCGCUCUCAACAACAUUGCCUGGUCCGUCUCCCUCAUCGACUUCUCUGACCUUCACAACGCACCUAUUCAAAAUGCCUGGGACCCCGUCGGCCGCGCUCUCUGGACCCAAGUCAUCGCUCCUAUUCUCGCAACUGAUACUGCUGACAUCGAUCUCGCGACUCAUGUCACCAGUCUUGCCUGGGGUGUUGCCCGCUCUCUGCGAGGCAGACCCAACACACCUUUCGCUGAUGAGCACCGCCGCUUCAUCGCUCUCUACCAGGCCACAAAGGGUUCACCUGCUGCCCAGAACUUAGAGGAUCCCUUCCAGUCCCUCAGCGUCAAGUGUAUCGGUGUUCUCGGCCAGCUGGCCCUCGACCCCGCACCUAUUGACCGAAACCACGAUAUCGGUACUUUCCUGAUUACUCUCCUUGCUGGUCUUCCCGAGACCCCAACUGCCGAUGCUGUUGAGGCUCUUAACCAGGUCUUUGACAUCUAUGCUGAUGAAAGUUACUCAUACGACAAGGAGGUUUUCUGGAACAACAACUUCCUGAAGCACCUUGACGAGACAGUUCCCAAGGUGCGAACUAUGAUCAAGAGCAUUGAUAAGCGUGCCAACAGCGAGCUUCGUCUGCGCGCCGAUGAGGCCGUGUUGAACUUGAAUCGUUUCUUGACAUACAAACGAAAGAACAAGCCCCAGGCAUAAUUGGUUAAAUAAAAGCACUUGAUUUUUCUGGACGUCUAUAGAAAUUUGAUCCGUUUCUGAUUCACCUC